AUGUCCUAUUUUUAUUUUCUAAAUUUUAUUUUCAGGUCUCAAACCCGAAGUUGGCUGAAAGUUUUCAACCACUUUAUUCAUUGCCUAGCUUCCAUUUAUGCUGUUAAUAUUUCUUUUACACAAGUAGUUAUUCCUCUGUUUAGUCGGAUUCAUUAUGGUGAAGAUGGUCUUUAUUUGGUGUUAUUAACAGCUAUUUUUCCUUCAAUUAUUCCUGGUUCUGUUUGUCUAUUUAUUGGAAUUUUUUAUGGAUUGCUUCAUUCAUGGCUUUCUAUGUUUGCUGAAGCAAUGUAUUUUGCUGACCGACAUUUUUAUUCGAAUUGGUGGAGCUCAAGAAACAUGGCUUAUUAUUACCGUUCUUGGAAUUUGGUGGUUCAUGAAUGGUUAUAUACUUAUAUUUAUAGAGAUAUUAGUAAUCUGCGUGGCUCCACCACUUUUGGCAAUGCUUUGGCCCAAAUGUCCGUAUUUUUCAUUUCUGCCGUAUUUCAUGAAUAUUGGUUCACUGUUGGCUUGAGAAUGUUUUACCCUAUUAUUUUCUUCCUAUAUUUUGUAAUUGGAGGUUUUUUUUUAAUUUUUAGAAAAUUUUUUAAAAUUUUAUUUUUAUUUUGGGUAUUAUCUUCCUACUUUCUAAUUUAA
Molecule: messenger RNA, 633 nt
Organism: Meloidogyne enterolobii
Lineage: Eukaryota; Metazoa; Nematoda; Chromadorea; Rhabditida; Meloidogynidae
Source: the annotation of a GenBank genome assembly